UUUCAGACUUUUAGGAAUCCAGCCCUUACCACCAGAUGGCCAACAGCGCAUCGUAACUUCAAAGAUAGGAGGAUACUACAAAACUCAGUGCACAUCUUUUUACGGUGAACAGUUCCAAUCCGGCUGGAGUUGAGACUUCGGGAGGACCAAACGACCGGCGACACAUUCUGCACCAGGAUGCUCUCGUUUAGGAUGGAGCUGCCAUGUUGGUGUUUGUUGUUGUUGAGCUGUCUGCAGUCGCUCUCAGCCGACAAAGACUUCUUCACCUCUAUAGGCCAGAUGACAGAUCUGUUAUUCACAGAAAAAGACCUAGUCACCUCUCUAAAGGACUACAUCAAAGCAGAGGAGACCAAGCUGGAGCAGGUCAAACGGUGGGCUGAUAAGUUGGAUUCAUUGUCAGCCACGGCCAUACAGGACCCUGAGGGCUUCCUGGGGCACCCUGUCAAUGCCUUCAAACUGAUGAAACGGCUGAACACAGAGUGGGGGGACCUGGAGAGCCUUGUACUCAGGGACACAACUGAUGGAUUUAUUUCAAAUCUGACCAUCCAGAGACAGUACUUCCCCACAGAUGACGACCAAACUGGGGCAGCUAAAGCUCUCCUCCGGUUACAAGACACUUACAGACUGGAUGCCAACACCAUCUCAACAGGAGACCUGCCUGGAGUGAAACACAAGAGCCAAAUGACAGUGGAAGACUGUUAUGAGCUGGGGAAAAUCGCCUACUCUGAUGUUGAUUACUACCACACAGAGCUGUGGAUGGCCCAGGCACUGAAACAGCUUGAUCAGGGAGAGGAGUCCACUAUCGAUAGGGUGACAGUGCUCGACUACCUCAGCUACGCAAUCUACCAGCAGGGGGAGUUAGAGCGAGCCCUGGUGUACACCAGGAGGCUGCUUGAGCUGGACCCAGAGCACCAGCGUGCAAAUGGCAACCUGAAGUACUUUGAGUUUCAGCUGGAGAAGCAGAAAAAGGCUGCAGAGGCAGAAGGUCAAAAAGAGAAAGAGCAAGGGAAAAGAGAAACAACUGAAAAGAAGGUGAAACCCAAAAAGAAGAACUCCAUUCCGCUACUUCCAGAGAGGAAGAAGUAUGAAAUGCUUUGCCGUGGGGAGGGCAUCAGAAUGACUCCUCGCAGGCAGAGCCGGCUGUUCUGUCGAUACUUUGACAACAACCGCAACCCCAUGUAUGUGAUAAAACCUGUCAAACAGCAAGACGAGUGGGAUCGCCCUUACAUUGUCCGCUACAUUGACAUCAUCUCUGAUCAAGAAAUGGAGAGGAUCAAGCAACUGGCAAAGCCAAGACUACGCAGGGCCACCAUCUCCAACCCCAUCACAGGAGUGCUGGAGACAGCGUCAUACCGGAUCAGCAAAAGACGAGCCACGGUGCAUGACCCCCUAACUGGGAAACUUACCACGGCCCAGUACAGAGUCUCCAAGAGUGCUUGGCUCACUGGCUAUGAAGAUCCAAUGAUUGACAUUAUCAACCAGAGAAUUGAAGAUCUCACAGGGCUGGAAAUGGACACUGCAGAAGAGCUGCAGGUUGCAAAUUAUGGCGUUGGAGGUCAAUAUGAACCACACUUUGACUUUGGAAGGAAAGAUGAGCCAGAUGCCUUCAAAGAGCUGGGGACUGGAAACCGCAUAGCAACAUGGCUUUUCUAUAUGAGUGAUGUAGCAGCAGGUGGAGCCACUGUAUUCCCAGAUGUUGGUGCAGCAGUUUGGCCCCAAAAGGGCAGUGCAGUGUUCUGGUACAAUCUGUUUCCCAGCGGGGAGGGAGACUACAGCACCCGACAUGCAGCCUGUCCAGUGUUGGUCGGCAACAAGUGGGUAUCAAACAAAUGGAUCCAUGAGCGAGGCCAGGAGUGGCGGCGACCAUGUUCCCUAAAUGAAACUGACUGAUUCAGAAAGAAAUCCUCCUCUCCUUCCUUGUGAACCAUGCAGGACCAAAGAACGCCACUGCAGAUCACAGAUGAUACAUAUGCAAACAUGGGGUUCAAAUGGCUCACUCCCUUUUCUUACAAACACUCCUUUUUCUCCCCCAGCUGUUGUGCUCUGAGCUCAGUGAUUGUUUGGGUUAAUGUCGAGUCCCUGGACAGUAUUAGCAUUGCUGUGACAGAUAGCAUGUUCUUAAGAUUGUUGGGUGGUUUGGAGAAACACUUGUGCUCUUUUCACUCCCAUAUGUCUGUCUUUGCACUCUGUAUGAACUCUAGCUCUGUGGUGAGGUUAUCCUUCAGUAGUGACUGUAGGGACCAGCUUCCUCCUCGUCAGUUUGAACCUUAAAGGUGAAGUUCACUAUUUUAAGAGGCCUGACUGAUUCAUUGCAUUCCUUAACAGCAAUUGGGCAUGUGGUUUUUGAGAAAAUGUAUUUUUCAAAACAUUUUAAGUAAGGGAAAUUCACUGGGGCUGCACACUAUUUUUUUGAAAAACUACAUGCACCGCGUUCAAAACUGUUUCAUCUUUUUUCAUAAAUUGGCUUACAAUUCAGAGGGAUUGAAUUAGCAUUCUUAAGUUUCACUGAAUUUCUGUUAUAUUCUUUAUUUACGUGUGGUAGCAAUCUCUGCUUCCAAUAACUUGGGGAAGGAAUGAAAACACUCACAGCACAUACAGAUAUGUUCAGCUCACUAAAAAUGGUUGAAAAUAACACUUUAUACGCUGUAAGUUGUGUAACUUAUCAGAACAGAUAAGUUGCAUGACUGCAUCUAUGCAAUACACUUCAACAUAUCACAUACCUUGUUGGUCUGCCUUACAGCCUGUGUUUUUCUUUUUUUUAAACUCAUUUAAAUGGUCACACUUUUAGAUAUUGUUAGAUACAGUUGAGUAUUUUUCAUCUUGACUGCCCCAGUGUUGUAUAAGGACGAAAUAACCAUCAUCUGUCAUUUUAUUAGUAAGAGCAACAGAGGAACAAAGUAUAUGGACAUCCGAUUUUUUUAAUAAACUGAAUGAUUCUGGUUGGUUUUUAAUGGUGUUCAGUGCUUUUCAGUGUGAUAAUAUAUGGGUUUUGCAAGGAAGAAACAUUUUUAUUUAUAUGUCCCAAGCCAAUUUUGUGUUAUUUUUGUCUUAAAUGAAAGUCUGAAAUUGUUUUUUUUUCUACAAUAAAGUAUGUUCUAUUGAUUCAAGUUAA
This is a messenger RNA of Centropristis striata (black sea bass), 3112 nucleotides long. It is a transcript of the gene p4ha1b, whose product is annotated as prolyl 4-hydroxylase, alpha polypeptide I b. Gene Ontology annotation, molecular function: iron ion binding; procollagen-proline 4-dioxygenase activity; protein binding. NCBI's taxonomy places the organism in Eukaryota, Metazoa, Chordata, Actinopteri, Perciformes, Serranidae. Gene Ontology annotation, cellular component: endoplasmic reticulum. The transcript has 16 exons. The record is from RefSeq and is a predicted model, not a curated record. Bases 178 to 1890 code for a protein of 570 amino acids. Gene Ontology annotation, biological process: peptidyl-proline hydroxylation to 4-hydroxy-L-proline.